Molecule: messenger RNA, 1515 nt
Organism: Aspergillus versicolor CBS 583.65
Lineage: Eukaryota; Fungi; Ascomycota; Eurotiomycetes; Eurotiales; Aspergillaceae
Product: MT-A70 family
Exons: 1
Coding region: 1-1515 (504 amino acids)
Cellular component (GO): RNA N6-methyladenosine methyltransferase complex; nucleus
Molecular function (GO): nucleic acid binding; methyltransferase activity
Source: RefSeq, a predicted model, not a curated record
AUGACGCCAAAGUCUUCAAUUCUCUAUCAAAACACAUCCAACACAGUUUUCCUAAUCGACAUUCCAGCAUCCAUUGCACUAGCACAAGAAUUAUCACUGGAACCACAACCUGGUGUACCUAGCGACAAUAUCAGUUUCGUCUCCACAGAGCCACCGAAAAAGAAACAAAGACGCAUUUUAUCUACUCCAGCAUUAAAAACACCAUACCCGGCAUCUUUUGAGCCGAAAUCAGAGGCCGCGCGGGCGAGGGUUCUCGCACGAAUCCCGCGUUCUGAAAUUCAUGAGGAGAUAUCACCUUUAUUGUCCAAUGCCCUAGAAGAUAUUCGGAAUCAUUAUUGCCAGGGCUCAGAAUGGUAUCUUCCACGAUGUCUUUUAGAAGAUGAUGAAUCUAAAGGGCGUGAUCAAGAACUCGACCGCUCCGCGUGCCUGGCCAGAAUUCGAUCUGGGGAGAGCGACAGGGGGAAGAAAAGAAGGCCGCAGGAUAGAAAUGCCACAAGGAAUGAGCAUGACGAAGAAGACGAUAAAUUCCAUCCUGAAUAUUUUCCUCUGCCGUCUAGCCAGCAAGGCUUUGCAAUCGCUCAAUCUCCAUUCCAACCACCUCUGAUUCUAUCGCCGGGGAGAAACAGGUUCAAAGACGAAGCGGAGCUAUGCAACAACCUUGUGAAGAAUACAUCCCCGGAAACAGCAGUUGUCGAAAUUCACAGCUUAUUCGCGGCUAAACCGCUUAAAAACUUUAAGGUUGAUACUGAGAAACAAGAGUGCACUCGGGUCUUCAUCAUACCGCCUCUGUCGAAUUUCAUACUAUGCAACCUACCAAUAUCGACACCCUUAACGGGGAUGGGACACGACAAUCCAAGUCCGAUUCCAAGUCUGGCCUCAAACCAGAAGUUUAACCUUAUUGUAAUGGAUCCGCCGUGGUCCAAUAAAUCCGUACGCCGCAGCGGCUAUUAUGAAACAGGGACCUACCUUGAUAGUGAGCUGCUGAUGGCGUAUAUAUGCGCCGUACUCACUGUGCAUUCAUAUUCGCCUUUACAGAGUGGAGAUCUAACUCCUGAAAAUAAAUCCAACUUAUCUAUUGCCGCUAUAUGGAUUACCAAUUCGGCCAGAGCAAGGGAGGCAGCAUACGGUGGGCUUGCUGGGGCAGGCUUCUCCGUUUGCGAAGAAUGGGUAUGGGUUAAGACGGCCGUUGAUGGCCAACCAGUAACGCCAAUCGAAGGUGUCUGGCGCAAACCAUAUGAAAUCCUCGUUAUUGGGAAGAGGAAGCCUGGCUCUAUAACCAGAGCCCCGGGUGAUGGCAUUUUGAGGAGGGUUAUUGCUGCUGUCCCUGAUGUUCAUUCUCGGAAGCCGAAUCUAAAGGAGGCAUUUGAGAAAACUUUCUUCACGCCAGAGCCUAAUACCGCUCCUGUGCACUAUUCGGCGCUGGAGGUAUUUGCUCGCAAUUUGACGGCAGGAUGGUGGGCUUGUGGUAAUGAGGUGCUUAAAUUUAAUUCAGAAAACUGGUGGUCUGAUGAGUGA